This is a messenger RNA of Anoplophora glabripennis (Asian longhorned beetle), 6015 nucleotides long. Its product is annotated as golgin subfamily A member 4. The record is from RefSeq and is a predicted model, not a curated record. Gene Ontology annotation, cellular component: Golgi apparatus. NCBI's taxonomy places the organism in Eukaryota, Metazoa, Arthropoda, Insecta, Coleoptera, Cerambycidae. The coding region runs from base 70 to 5160 and encodes 1696 amino acids. Gene Ontology annotation, biological process: Golgi vesicle transport. The transcript has 5 exons. Gene Ontology annotation, molecular function: small GTPase binding.
UUAAGGAGUGUAAUGUUUAUUUUAAGAAAAUAAGAAAAUCCGGAUGAAUGAUUAAUACCAAAGGCGAAAAUGUUUAAAAAACUGAAAGAUAAAAUCACGGAGGAGGUGAAGAGCUCUCCUCAACGAUUCGCAGAGUUUACUCAGUCCGUCAGCGACAAGUUACAAAACACUACAACGGCAGAUGAUGUUUUUUCAAUCGGAGAAGACGAUGCGAAUACGUCUACCAACAGCACUGACCACGGCUUUUCGAGCGUCAACUUAGUCAGUCCGUCACAGGAAAGAGUCAGGCGAGGUUCUACUUCAUCUAUGGCGAGCGACGUGUCGUUUUUACCUAGAUACGAGUCGGGAAGCAUGUACCACCUACAAUCCGAUUUGGAUGAUUCUGUUAGCGAAUUUGAAGACAGCGCUUCCACGGCCUCUUCCCAGAUAGGACAUCUUAGUAAAGAGCAGAUCUACUCUGCGUUUCAAAAGUCUCAGAUGAGGUACCAUAAAUACAGAGGGAGAUACACAGAUUUGGCUAGACACUAUAAAGAUUUAGAACGAGAAGUUUCGAAAAUGAAGUCCGUUUUGGUGGAGACUCAAGACAAAGCCAUAAGAAGAGUUACAGAAUUGAAAGAGCAGUGUAAUCUGGAGCAGAAGGCGAAAGCACACCUGGAAAGCGCAUUGAGAGACGAAAUGGAGGAAAAGAACAUCAAAAUACAAACCCUUCAGACGAAAAUAGACCUCCUGCAAGGUGUUAGCAACCCUGUAUUGUUGGUAGACAUCGAUAACAAAGCAAACAACAGUCAGAAUGAUUUAGAGAAUCUAACCAAGUACUUAAACGAUGCGAGAAAAGAGAUCGAAGUAUUGAACGAACGAAUACAAGAGAUGAAGGCAAAUUCCAUAGUAUUUCAAAGCAAGGAACAGGAGUACAAAAACAAAAUAAUCAGCCUGGAAAAAGAAAUCGGCACCUUCUCUGAAAGAGAGAGAGAAAAUAACCUGAAACUAGCUCAGAACAAGAUGGAGCUGCACAACGAAAUUCUGGUCAAGGAUACGGAGAUCGGCACCUUGAAAAAGGAGAACGAGGCCCUACGUCAGAAAGUAGAGGCUGCGAGUGCGGAAAACAAAACCGGCAAUAACGUGAAAUUGGACAAUCUGCAAAGCCAGAACAAAAAACUCAUCGAUAAGGUUGAGAACUUAUCUCAGAAGUGUAACAAUUUGGAGAGUGAGCUGUUGAUGGUGGAGAAAUAUAAAAUGGACAUCAGAGAAUUACAACAAAAAAAUGAGACUGCGAAGAAGGAGAAGGAAGAAUUACAAAAGCUUACCGGUGACAUGAAACGGUCGUCCGAGUCUUUCGAGGAAAAAAUCAAGGAAUUAUCGGAAGAAAACUUGAAACUCAAAGGAAAAUUAGCCAAAGAAAAGGAAGACUUCGAUAAUCAGAUAUCAGCGAUCCGAGAAGACGCUAAGAAGGGUUUACUGUCUCUAGAACCGAAAAUCAGGGAGAAACUACAAAAUGAACACUUGGAAAGGGAGGAGGCGCUCAAGCAAGAGUUCGUUAACAAAAUCGAAGAAUUAUCCUCGAACAACCACAGCUUAAAGGAGGUGCAGAUGCAGGUGUUCCAGAAAGACGACGCCAUCAAGAAGUUAACGGUAGAAGUAGACACUCUUAGAAAUGACCUGGAGAGUAGCGUGGCCGAUUACUACAACUUGGAGAAAAACCAUUUGGAGUUGAUCGAGGAGACCUCUAAGCUCCGCAACACGAUUUCAAACCUCGAAAAAGAGAGGUCGAGCUUAGAAAACAACGAAGAGAAGAUUUCGAGGUUGGAGGCCCACAUAGCUACACUACAGGACGAGGUGAAACAUCUCAAAGACAUGGGUGAGAGAAAGGAGAAGGACAACGUCUUCCUCAGCAUGGAAAACCUGAAUCUACAACAAGAACUAGCUCAGACUUCGCAGAAGCUCAGGAUUCUAGAAGAGAAAGAUGAGGCGAUUCAACUGAACAGCUCCGAGAGCAAAUUGUUGGAGCUUAAAGUGCAAAAACUGGAAGAGGAGAGGAAAUCGUUGUUGGAUGAAUUCGAACUGGAAAGGAAAAUGUUUAACGACAUGCUAGAGAACCACAAGGACCUUAAGGAAAAGGAGGCGGUGAUUGAAGACCUGCAGGAUAUACUGGAGAAGACUCGUCACGAAGUGAGACAAUCCAGCGAACUUUUACAGAAAGAACGCGAGAAGAACGUAAUGUUGUUCGAUAAAAAACACAACUUGGAACUACAAGUCACGAAACUGCAAGAGAAAGUGAGGAUAUUCGAAGAAAAAGGCGAAGCCGUGGGCCUCGAAAAGUCCGAGUGUGGGCUGUUGGAAUUAAAACUGCAGAAACUGGAAGAGGAGAACAAGAGACUACUGCAGUCUUUCGAAAUGGAACGAGUGACGUUCGCGAACGAAUUGGAAGACCUGAAGCAAGACCUGAGCAACGUCCAGGAGCAAAGCUUGAUAGAUCAAAGCAUAGACGAACCUUCCGAAGACUUAUUGAAAGAAAAGCUCCACCAGAUCAGGCGGCUAUCGGAGGCCAAAGAAAAAGACAACGUCUUCCUGUCGCAAGAAAACUUGAAUCUGCAACAGGAGAAGACUAAGCUGUUGGAAAAACUGCACUUGGUAGAAGAAAAACUCGAGAGCAUAGAGAUGGACGGUACGGAGAGCAAAUUACUGGAACUCAAAGUUCAGAAGUUGGAGGAGGAGAACAAAGGGUUGCUGGACGAAUUCGAAAUGGAAAGAAAAAUGUUUAACGACCUCUUAGAAAACCAUCGGGUGGUCAGGGAGAAGGAAGAGGUCAUAGAACAGUUGGAAGAAAUCCUGGACAAGCAACGAAAAGAAAUAAUAAACCUGAAGGACCACCUCGAGACCGAGAAGCACAGGAAUGUCAAUUUGCAAGAGGCGAAGCUACGCUUGGAAGAGGAGCUCCGUAAGACUAUCGAGAAAGUCAGGAUUAUGGAAGAGAAAGACGAAGCCAUAAGUAUGGACAAAAACGAGUGCAACUUAUUAGAAAUGAAGCUUCAGAAGUUGGAGGCGGAAAACAAAAACCUACUGGAAACCUUCGAACAAGAACGGAAGAUUUUCAACAAAGCUUACCACGACCACGUCCAAACCGAGACCCAGCUAAGAGACCUCAUCGAGGAAAACUUACAAGUCAAGCAAAUGAUCAAAUCGGGGAAACAGACAAUCGAAGAACUGACCGCCUCGUUGAAGAGCAAGGCCGAGGAGUACAAGAUUGUCCACGACAACAACGUACGGUACUUAAAAACGAUCGAAGAGCUGCAAGCCAAAGUACAAAGCCAAGAGGCUAAGUUAAAAGAGAGCGCAGCCAUUAAAACGGAUAACGAGUCCCUCUCUAAGAAAUUACAGGGCUUAAACGUCGAAAACGACAGGUUGAAGAAGGAAGUCGAAGACAAAGAUAAACAAGUGUCGGAACUGUCCAAGAACAUAGAAAAUUUGAGGGAGGUGACCCAGAAGCAGACGGUGGAGUUUAACAGCUUAUUAGAACGUACCAAACAACUAGAUUCCAUCUUGGAGAAGAUGCAGAUCGAUAGCGCUGAUGCCGUUAAGAAAGAAAAGGAGAGACAGAACGAACUCACCUUGAAAAUAGAGGAUCUGCAGCAAGAACUAACUAGAAAGACGACGGAAUUCGUUAAUUUGAGUCGGAAACUCGAAGAACUCGAAAAAUUGUACGCCGAAGAGCAAGACGAGUACAAAACCAAACUAGAGGAAAUACGGACGUUAAAGAAAAAAGUGCAGGAACUGGAGGCAUUAGAACAAAGCUACAAAAUGAUCGGCGAAGAGAAGCAAGUAGUAGAUAACGAGUUAGUACGUCUGAAAGUCAUAGAAACUAAAUACAAGGACUUGGAAAACGAAAAAACUUCCCUGGAGAACAAACUGACACAAGCAGAGGGCGAUUUUAAGACCAAACACAGCGAAACACUGCAGAAGUUUAAAGUAACCGAGCAGCAAUGUAAUAUGCUGAAAGAAGAAAAGGAUAACCUUCUAGCGGAACUGAAUAAUUUGAGGGGUAAGAUCGAGGAUCUAAGUUUGGAAAAUUCUAAUCUCAAGGCUACUUGCACGAAAGCGGCAGACACGGAAAACAGCUUGCGGCAGCUCAAACAACAAACCGACGCCUUACGAGUCGAACGCGAUAACUCGAACAAAGAAAUAUCCGAACUUCGAGUGAGGAUUAGCCAGAUUUCAAGCGAUAACAACCUGAUGGUAGGGGAAAACCAGAACCUGAUGCACAGCAACGAAGAAUUAAAGAUCCGGCUGGAGGAACUGGAGAAGGAGAAGAACGAGUUUGACGAAAUUAAGAACAAAUUAUCGGAAGAAAGGGACACGGUAACUAAAACCUUGGAAGAAGUCCGACGGGAAUUGAGCGAGAUCCAAAACCAAAACCUCCAGUUGGUUAACGAUAAAAGCCGAGCGAAUUCCAGCGACGUGGACGUAAUCAAGAUCCAGCAAGACUUCUACGAGAUAAAAGAAAAGUGCGACAGCCUCUUUGUCGAGAACAAAAACUUAAAGUCGGAAUACGCCAAGCUGGAAGAGAAAUGCAACGAUUUCGACAAGGUAAAGAAGGUCCUGGAGACGCAAAUAAACGAAUUGGAAAAUCAAUACACCGAAAUCCUCCACGAGAGACAGUUGCUUCAGGACGAGAUCCAGGAACUGAAGAUAUCCCCCGUCAACUUAAAACCGGAACCAGCCUCCAAACUGGACCAACUGGAAAUACUCAAGCAAGAAAAAGCGUACACUACGGACGCGGGCGGCUCCCCGGACAAGGAAAAUUUGGAGAAGCAAAUCGCCAUUCUCCAGGACAAACUCGUACAGUACAAAUCCCUGGACAUAACCAACAAGAGCUCGAUAGACUUCUACGAGAACGAGCUGCAGAAGGUGAAGAGCCAGAACGAUAAGCUGAAUCGUAAGCUGGACGAAACGCUGGUGACUUUGAACCAUUGCGCCGAGCUGUCCAGCUCCACCGAAGUCGAGUACUUGAAGAAUGUGCUCUACAAUUACAUGCUGGGCAAGGAGAGCUUGGUGUUGGCCAGGGUUAUCGCGGCGGUGUGUAAGUUCGACCCGCAGCAGACCGAGAACGUUUUGCAGAGAGAACAGCAGAAACAGACUUUGCUGGGGCAGCUAGGACUGAUUUAACAGUUAGAGGAGCCAGAUCAAGCAUCUGACAUAGAAAAAUGAAGUACGUCGUAGGAAUAUUAACUGUUUGUACACACCCAACACCGGUUUUACGGGGGAAAUAUUCGGGAUAUGUUGCCAUAAACAAGAUGGGAUGCCACCAACAACGCGCUCGGCUGGUUUUAAGGAAUUUUUUUACACUUAAGGUUUACGGUAUUCCUCAACUUAAUAUUCUCUUAAAUUGUUUUGAUAAGUUUGUAAUAAUAAUAAUAACAGUAGUUCACUAUUCAUCAAAAUAUUAACGUAUUUACAAGUUACUAUAAUAUGGAGCACUUAAAGGUACUACGUAAAUAGACUUUUUCAAUUUUCUUGUCGACUUGAAUGUUCGUUGUAAUUUUUUUUUUUGCAUUCCGAGUUUUUCGAGGAACAAUUCUAAGUGUAGCAGUAUUUUUUUAAAUUGAUUUGUCGAUUCCGGAGAAAUUAUCGAAAAGAUCUGAAUGUUAAUUUUAUUCACGGUAUUUUAAAAAUUUUGUCUUGCGUUAAAAAAGCAUGUAUAAACUUUUAUUGUACAUUUUAACAUUUUAAUUAGAAAUUAUUCCCAGUGUCCGUGUACAUUCAAUUGUGGGUUAGGUUAAGUAUUUAUUUUUAAAAAGUCCUACAUUUUCUGGUUGUUUAAUAAUAAAUUGAGACCAAUACGAUUCUUUGCAUACUCAACAACAACGGAUUCCCAGCUAGUAUUAUUUACAAUUUUUUAUGCCUUUUUAGACGUUUUAUUAACCCUUACCUUACGUUUACUGUCUGUAAAUAUUUACAUUGUUAAUAAAAUAGUUUAUAUGUAUAUUGUUAUAAUAAAAGUAUUUUAUAAGUGUUGUUUCA